This is a messenger RNA of Centropristis striata (black sea bass), 2676 nucleotides long. It is a transcript of the gene nadkb, whose product is annotated as NAD kinase b. Bases 190 to 1680 code for a protein of 496 amino acids. The transcript is spliced from 12 exons. Lineage: Eukaryota; Metazoa; Chordata; Actinopteri; Perciformes; Serranidae. Gene Ontology annotation, biological process: NADP+ biosynthetic process; NAD+ metabolic process. Gene Ontology annotation, molecular function: NAD+ kinase activity. The record is from RefSeq and is a predicted model, not a curated record.
AACCGGUCCGGAGACAUCACUUCCCCCUCGGUCAUGCACUGUGUUGUAUUGUAACAUGUCAGCUUUUAGAGUUUGACGGCACUGUCUGUCUGUAAUUACACGUUUGUUUUUGUAGCGUGUGGUGUAAACAGCCACAGUCAGUCCUUGAAGAAGUAGUAGCGACAUGUUUCCUUCUGUCUGACAGUAAGAAUGGAGAACUCAGACACCGGCUCAUCAUCGGGGCCCCUGGCAGUGCCGGACAGAGGCAUGGUGCGACCCUCGGGGCCCCCCGGUCAGCUGCCGGAGCCAGCCAGGCCCUCGAAGCACCGGGAGCACCUGUCCAAGUCACCAAGGAGACGUCGGAAGGGGACGAGGUCGCAGCGGCGGGGGGAUGGUCACGAACAGCUGCUCUGGGAGAUCGAGCGGCGGACGUUGCCAGGCCAACACGAGCACUUGGAGCCCUCCGGGUCGGCCAACGACACGGCGGAAAGCUCUCCUAAGAGGAGAGCACACUUUCUACAUGGACCGUAUCCAGCCACUCACUUCGGACCCAAAGCCUGUAUUCUUCCCAACCCAACUUCAGUCAUGCACAUCCAGGACCCAGCCAGCCAGCGGCUCACCUGGAAUAAACCACCUGUCAACGUGCUCGUCAUCAGGAAAAUCCGAGAUGAGAGCCUUGUCGAGCCUUUCAAAGAGCUCUGCAGGUUUCUCGUCGAGGAGAAGCAGAUGAUGGUGUACGUGGAGCGCAGAGUGGCAGAUGAUGCUACGCUCUCAAAGGACGAGGCGUUCGGCUCCAUCCGCAAUCAGCUCUGCACCUUCAGAGAGGGUUAUGACGAUAUCUCUGACUGCAUAGACCUGAUCAUCUGCCUGGGUGGAGACGGGACUCUGCUCUACGCCUCCUCUCUCUUCCAGGGCAGCGUGCCUCCGGUCAUGGCGUUUCACCUCGGCUCUCUGGGAUUCCUGACGCCCUUCAAAUUUGAGUCAUACAAGACUGAAGUGGCCAAAGUGUUUGAAGGCAAUGCAGCCAUCACUCUACGGAGUCGUCUAAAGGUGAAGGUGGUGAAGGACAUGCUGCAGAGAACCGGCCAGCAGCCGUACAGCCGAGAGUCGCAACAGCAGCAACAAGAACAGGAACACAACGGACUUCUCCCUCACGGACACACCAACAGCGAGGCUGGGAAGGUCACCCUGCAGCUACAGGUGUUGAAUGAGGUGGUGGUGGACCGAGGUCCGUCCUCCUACCUGUCCAACGUGGACUUAUAUCUUGAUGGACGGCUCAUCACCUCAGUGCAAGGAGACGGCGUGAUUGUGUCCACACCUACAGGCAGCACAGCGUAUGCAGCCGCAGCAGGAGCCUCCAUGAUCCACCCCAAUGUCCCCGCUAUCAUGGUCACCCCCAUCUGCCCACACUCGCUCUCCUUCAGGCCCAUCGUCGUCCCUGCUGGGGUGGAGCUCAUGAUCACCUUGUCCCCUGACGCCAGGAACACUGCCUGGGUGUCGUUUGAUGGCAGGAAGAGACAGGAGAUCCAGCACGGAGACUGCAUCAAGAUCACCACGUCUUGUUACCCGGUGCCCUCCAUCUGCUGCCAUGACCUGGUGUACGACUGGUUUGAAAGCCUGGCUCAGUGUUUGCACUGGAACGUACGCAAGAGGCAGGCGCGACUGGCUGACGUCUCCGACUCUUCAGACACUGAAAACUGAAUCAACGGCUACUUUCUCCCGGCCUACGUUAAAGUCCCAGGUCUCUGCAGCCGCUGAGGAGGAUCAGAGUUGUUCUGAAACCACACUGAAACAUGAGGCUGUGAAAGUGAGAGCAUGUGUGUGUGCAGCCAGAUUAGUGUUACAUUAGCCCUAUGAAUAGCAUGUUUAAUACUGUGAAUAUAGUAAUUUGUACGUGUGAGAAAGCAUCUCAUGACAUUCCAGUACAAAACAAUCUGUAAUUUUAUCUGUAGGUUACAGAAAUGCAUGUUUCCCACCUAGAAGUGGACAUACAGUAGUGUUCAAUAUAAUAGCAGUCCAAUGUGACUAACCAGAUUAAUCCAGGUUUUUAGUAUAUUUUUUAUUGCUACAUGGCAGCACCUACUGGUCCCUUGUUUGCCAUGUAGCAAUAAAAAAUAUGUAGCAAUAAAAAAUAUACUAAAAACCUGGAUUAAUCUGGUUAGUCACAUUAGACUGCUAUUAUAUUGAACACUACUGUAAAAUAAUUAGUUAUUUUAAUGAUUGUAAUAUGUUAAUAUCUUAUUAUUUUUUCACAUGGUGCGCUAAAUCAUCAAUGUGAAAUCAGUGUGUGAGCUCUCGGUGUUACUGGCAUAACCUUUGGAUGAUGUAGGCAAAAAAAGAAAACUGAUAGAUUAAGGAAAAAGGUCUAUAAAUGUAAAUUUGUACAUACAAGAUUCUAGAGAUAACUGUAUUUAAUGUCAUAUUUAUGUGAUAUUUAUAUAGAUGGGAGCUUGAAAAGAUUGAAUUUAUGUGACUGAGCCAGCCAAAGACUACUGCAUGGGAUUCCUCUUCAAAGGAUGCUUUCUUUGUUUUUCCAUUUGCUUUCUUCACUUUUCUGCCAAAUUUAAGUUCUUAAAGUCUGCAUGUCAGAAACAGAAUAGAACCAGCUGGAGAAACGUCCAUGUGUCAUGUUGUUUUCGUAAUAAUUAAACCGUCAAUGUGAAAGGAAGAAAUGCUAAAAUAAAGUAUAAACGCUCA